Messenger RNA from Trichoderma reesei QM6a, 870 nucleotides. RefSeq lists its product as uncharacterized. The coding region runs from base 1 to 870 and encodes 289 amino acids. Gene Ontology annotation, biological process: phosphate-containing compound metabolic process. The transcript is spliced from 5 exons. The record is from RefSeq and is a predicted model, not a curated record. Gene Ontology annotation, cellular component: cytoplasm; nucleus. Gene Ontology annotation, molecular function: magnesium ion binding; inorganic diphosphate phosphatase activity. NCBI's taxonomy places the organism in Eukaryota, Fungi, Ascomycota, Sordariomycetes, Hypocreales, Hypocreaceae.
AUGGCCAACUACACCGUUCGCAAGGUCGCCCCCCAGAACACUCUGGAGCACCGCGUCUACAUCGAGAAGGAUGGCGUGCCCAUCUCCCCCUUCCACGACAUCCCGCUCUUUGCCAACCAGGAGCAGACCAUCCUGAACAUGGUCGUCGAGAUCCCUCGCUGGACCAAUGCUAAGCUUGAGAUCUCCAAGGAGGAGCUUCUCAACCCCAUCAAGCAGGACGUCAAGAAGGGCAAGCUUCGCUAUGUCCGCAACUGCUUCCCCCACAAGGGCUACCUCUGGAACUACGGUGCCUUCCCUCAGACCUGGGAAGACCCCAACACUGUCCACCCCGAGACCAAGGCCAAGGGUGACAACGACCCUCUCGACGUCUGCGAGAUCGGCGAGCUUGUUGGCUACCCCGGCCAGGUCAAGCAGGUCAAGGUCCUCGGUGUCAUGGCCCUUCUCGACGAGGAGGAGACUGACUGGAAGGUCAUUGUCAUUGACGUCAACGACCCCCUGGCCCCCAAGCUGAACGAUGUUGAGGACGUCGAGCGUCACCUGCCCGGCCUGCUCCGUGCCACCAACGAGUGGUUCCGUAUCUACAAGAUCCCCGACGGCAAGCCCGAGAACCAGUUUGCCUUCACCGGCGAGUGCAAGAACAAGAGCUACGCCAUGGAUGUCAUCCGCGAGUGCGCCGAGGCCUGGGAGCGUCUCAUCACCGGCAAGACCCAGCCCGGCAGCGUCUCUACCACCAACGUGACUGUCCAGCACUCCCCCAGCCGCGUCGCCCCCGAGAGCCUGCCUCCUCUGCCUCCCCACCAGGACCUCCCCCCUGAGAAGAUCGAUGCCUCCAUCGACAAGUGGUUCUUCAUCAGCGGUGCCUCUGCUUAG